Molecule: messenger RNA, 3276 nt
Organism: Cetraspora pellucida
Lineage: Eukaryota; Fungi; Glomeromycota; Glomeromycetes; Diversisporales; Gigasporaceae
Source: the annotation of a GenBank genome assembly
AUGCCACGACAUUCCCGUUCUAGAAGUCGGUCCCGUUCCCCACAUAAAAGAAAAAAGCAUUCACAUAGACAUGAAAGAACUCGGAGUCGGGAGCGUGCUAAGGACGUUACAAGUGAAAAAUCCAAGGAUCGAAGUCGAAGUAGAGAUAGACGCAGCGGGCGUGACAAAGAUCGCCAUAAAGACGAUAGAGAACACAAACGCUCCCGGCACUCGAAAAGUGAAAUUGAAAAGGAGGAUGUACAGCUGAGGGUACAAAAUUCAAAAGAGAAUGAAGAAAAAAAAACGCGAGCUGUUAGCUCAGCGGACAGCACGAUUUCACAAGAAUCUAAAAUUAUCGCGAGAUCUUCAGGCGCUAUUUUACCCGGGGCUUUAUCUGAAGAACCUCGAAAUAACGCGACUGGGGAAGGUACUAAUGGAGAUUCAGACACACAAAUGCAUGCUACAAAUCAAAAGCCAGUUGAUUCGACUACGUCUGCGACAGUGGCAGCCCUACUCGAUCAAGAAGAAAAAAUUCGGCAAAGAAGAGAACGAGUUGAGCAAUGGCGAAGAGAAAGGGAGGCUGUGAAAAUGGCUGAGGAAGCAGCUAAAAUAAAGAUGGCUGCAGAUACUAGUCAAUUAUCAUCUGUUAAUGAGGAAGAAAUGCAACAAAAUCAAAACAAAGGUUGGACUUUAGAUGAUGAAGAAGAAGAUGAAGCAAUGGAAGUAGAUGGUGCUCCAGAUACUGUGGAUUUGAUGCCAAUACCAAAACCAGUAGAUAAAACUGAUUCAUCAUUAUUUCCAGUUAGAAGAAAUCCUCUGCUUGGACUUGGAAGUAAGAAAACUACAAGUGUUAAAGGAAAAGCUAAAGCAGGGCCUGGUGAAGAUGAGGAAAAACAUUCAACGUCCACGAAAGCCCAAACCUCGACGGACUCUGGCAACCAAUCAAUGCAAACAAAUAACGUAGAUGAAGAAGAUCCGUUGGAUGCUUUUAUGAAAGAUGUUGAAGUCGAAGUGGAAUAUUUGAAUGAGCAAGACAAAAAACGUGCUAAACAGGCGGCAAAAGGAAGGAGCAAGCUUGAAAAACUGGAAAAUGUUCAAGAGGAAGAUUAUGCAGAAGAGGAAUUUGGAAGUGACCCUGAAGACAUCCUAGCUUUGGCAGCUAAAAAACUCAAGAAAAAAGACCUAGCUGCAGUAGAUCAUACACAAGUCAAGUAUGAACCUUUCCGCAAGGACUUCUACAUUGAACCUCCAGAAAUGCACGACCUAACACCUGAUCAAGUUGAUCUUAUUAGGGUUGAAUUAGGAGGUAUCAAAAUUCGGGGAGUUGAUUGCCCGAAACCAAUUCAAAAAUGGACUCACGCUGGAUUACCUGCUGCAUGUUUGCAUGUAAUAAGAAGGUUAAAUUUCGAGAAGCCAACGCCAAUCCAAUCUCAGGCCAUCCCUGCUAUUAUGGCUGGUCGCGAUGUUAUAGGUGUUGCCAAAACAGGAAGCGGUAAAACAAUAGCUUUUCUUCUUCCAAUGUUUCGACAUAUCAAGGAUCAACGUCCACUUGAGCAAAUGGAAGGGCCUAUAGCCAUAAUCAUGACACCCACAAGAGAAUUGGCAGUGCAAAUACAUAAAGAAUGCAAACACUUUUUAAAAGGAUUAAAUCUUCGAGCUGUAUGCGCUUAUGGAGGUUCACCAAUUAAAGAUCAAAUUGCCGAACUUAAACGUGGUGCUGAAAUUAUUGUUUGCACUCCAGGGCGCAUGAUUGACCUUUUGUGCGCAAAUUCGGGACGAGUCACUAACUUGAAGCGUGUUACUUAUCUGGUAUUGGAUGAAGCAGAUCGGAUGUUUGAUAUGGGAUUUGAGCCUCAGGUCAUGAAAAUUGUCAAUAAUGUCAGGCCUGAUCGUCAGACAGUGUUGUUUUCUGCAACAUUUCCUCGUCAAAUGGAAUCUUUGGCUCGUAAAGUUCUUAAAAAGCCACUUGAAAUUACAGUUGGUGGACGCUCUGUCGUUGCCCAAGAUGUAAAUCAAAUAGUUGAAGUACGCGAGGAUAAUACUAAAUUCGUUCGUUUACUUGAGAUAUUGGGACAACAAUAUAAUGAUGACCCAGAUGCCCGAACUUUAAUCUUUGUUGAUCGUCAAGAAGCAGCAGACAAUCUUUUACGUGACCUAAUUCGCAAAGGUUACCCAUGCAUGUCACUGCAUGGUGGAAAAGACCAACUAGAUCGAGAUAGUACUAUUGCAGACUUCAAGUCUGGGGUAUGUCAGCUGUUAAUUGCCACAUCUGUCGCCGCGCGUGGCUUAGACGUUAAGCAAUUAAAGCUUGUUAUCAACUUUGAAUGUCCAAACCACAUGGAAGAUUAUGUACAUCGUGUUGGCCGAACAGGAAGGGCAGGUAAUAAAGGUACUGCGUAUACAUUUAUUACCCCUGAGCAAGAUCGGUAUGCGAUGGAUAUCGUUAAAGCGUUGAAAUUAAGUGGAGGACAUGUGAGCCCCGAAUUGCAGCAGCUUGCUGAUGGUUUCCAAGAAAAAGUCAAAUCAGGCAGUGCCACGUAUUCUGGUUCCGGUUUUGGAGGUAAAGGUCUCGAGAGAUUGGACGAAGCUCGUGAUCUGGUCAAAAAAGCCCAAAGAAAGACAUACGGUGACGGCGACACAUCUUCCGAAGAGGAGGCAGAGGAGGAAGAAGAACAUCUAAUACAGCAAUCAAAGAAGGAAGAAAUUAGUGUUGGUUCUGCUAUAAUUCCUUCAAAGAGUGCAAUGGCUGCGCUUCCCACUUCUGCGAAUGGUCAUUCUACUGAUCCAGCUGCGCUUGCCGCUCUUAGAGCUGCUCAAGAAGCUGCUGCUCGUGUAAACGCAAAGAACGUCGGUGCAAGCGGUGUCCAAAGAGCAAAAGAUAUAAUCGCAGAUAUUAAUGCUCGUUUUAAAGAAAAUUCUGUACAAGGCACUGUUGCCGAAGCAGAUAAAGCCGAAAAUGCUGCCGAAUAUUCUGUUGAAAUAGAAAUCAAUGAUUACCCACAAAAAGCAAGGUGGAAGGUUACUAAUAAGGAGCAAAUUUCUCAAAUUACCGAACUCACAGGAGCCGCUAUCACGACGCGUGGCACCUACUUUCCACCUGGUCGCCAGCCUGCACCCGGGUCUGGCGAAAGAAAACUCUAUUUAUUUGUUGAAGGUGAAAACGAAUACGUUGUUGAAAAAGCCAAGAAUGAAAUAAAAAGAAUAUUGACCGAGACAACAUUAAGUGCUAUAGAAGCAGAGGCACGGAAUCCCGGAAGUACAUCUUUGGGUGGAUAUGGCAAGUAUUCGGUUGUUUAA